This is a messenger RNA of Pistacia vera, 913 nucleotides long. RefSeq names its product chaperone protein dnaJ 20, chloroplastic. NCBI's taxonomy places the organism in Eukaryota, Viridiplantae, Streptophyta, Magnoliopsida, Sapindales, Anacardiaceae. Gene Ontology annotation, cellular component: chloroplast. The transcript is spliced from 2 exons. The record is from RefSeq and is a predicted model, not a curated record. The coding region runs from base 63 to 638 and encodes 191 amino acids.
UUCAAAUAAAUAUCACAAAACAAAUCCGUCCCCAAGCAGACGCGCACACCAAAAGUCUCCCAAUGCGUUGCAGCACCAACAAUGGAUUCUUGCUCCCCGGAACUCAAACUCGCUUCUUCUCCACUCCACCCGACCCCUUCCUCCGUCUUAAGCCGACCCGAAUCCCAAUUGGGUCCUUAACCAUAAAGGCCAAAAUCAAUGAUGCUUUGGUGAAAGAAUCCGCCGAGUUGAGCUUCUACGAGCUUCUGGGGAUACCCGAGUCAGGAACCUUGCCGGAGAUUAAGCAGGCCUACAAGCAGCUGGUACGGAAGUAUCAUCCUGACGUGUCGCCGCCGGAUCAGGUCGAGGAGUAUACGAAGCGGUUUAUUCGGGUCCAGGAGGCUUAUGAGACGUUGUCGGAUCCUAGAAGGAGAGCUCUCUAUGAUCGUGAUAUAUCUAAAAGCCUUCACCUCGCCUUCUCCGCCAGAAGACGAUAUCAAAACGACUUGGAGAUGGAAGACAGAAGCGAGUGGAAGAAUCGUUGGCAAUCUCAGCUGUCUGAGCUGAAGAGAAGAAGCAUGAAUAAGGAUGUGAAAGGAAACAUGUCAUGGGGAGCUCGAAUGCGCCGGCAAAGGGAAGAAUUAUCAAAGGACUUAUAGAUAUGUUUUAUUUUAUUGUAUAUAUGCAUGUUUCUACUUCAUAGAUAGUGUGUUUUUUCUUUUUCCUCUCCAGAAUGAGAAAAUUAAGGUGCUUUUGGGCGAAAAGUGUUGCUUGAAAGAGUUGAGGAGUAUUACUUUUCUAAUGGUAUUUGUUAGUUGCCGAGAAAUAGAAAUUGUAUAGUUUGCUUACUAAUCAUAUUAUAGGCAAUGAAUAUUGUACAUAUAAUUUUAUCAGACAUAAAAAAUUUCGUUAUAAUAAUUUUUGUUCUGUGUUC